Molecule: messenger RNA, 994 nt
Organism: Pelagomonas calceolata
Lineage: Eukaryota; Pelagophyceae; Pelagomonadales; Pelagomonadaceae
Source: the annotation of a GenBank genome assembly
CUACGAGCUCUGGCUUUUGUGCUGAGCUCUGGCCAACAGAGCGAGAGUGUCGCUGAAAAGGUGCACUCUGGUCCAAUCUGCACUCGAAAGAACGUAAAAGAGCAGUAGUGCUACGCUGUGGCAACGAUUUUAACCACACAGACGAUGCUAAGACUGCUUGUGUCAGCAGCGCUCGGGAGCAGCACAGCCACCGCGUUACGAUGCACGCGACGCCAGUGCUGCAAUCUAGGGGCUGCAGCAGUCGCACUAGCACCCGGUGCAGCGCUGGCGAAUGAUGCCUUGUUGGAAGACGCAUUCUCCGCGAGAACCAAAGUGCUGCGUCCUCUGCCGCCGAGCACCUGCGAUGCCAAAACGCCAGACUGGCUCGUCGGCGACUGGACAGUGGCAGCGUCACGCUUCGAAGGCGUGAGCUUCCCGCAGUCGGGCUCGUACUACCCGCGGGGCGGCUUUACGCAGACCAUCGCGGGUGCGAGGCGUGGCACGAUCCUAGCGAUACCGAACGCCGGCGCCGCGCCGAAAGGAUAUGCACGGUCCUACGCCUCGACGCUCGGGACGUCUUCGGAUGUCACGAACGCGGCGUCGACGCUCAAGGCCUUCUGGUCCGACGCGACCGACAUCCGCCUGGAGCAGCAGAACGACAGGCGCACGAUCGUGAAUUACAGAGCACCGACGGUCAAGCGCGGCGUCCUCCCGCAGCGGAUCGUGGCCGACCGCCUGGCCUGUGCAUCUGAAUCUCCGUCGCCGUCGUCGCUGAUCGUGGCGGAGCGCUGGGCGCAGGCUUCAGUAGUCGACGACGCCGACGCGGCUUUGACGAGCCUUUCAGGAACGUACACCGCGUGGCACCGCUACGAUCGCGUCGAUCAAGGCGUGCGGGAAACGCUGAGGGUCGCAGCGUUUGACGAUAGUCCUGCCGCCGACGACAUCCGCCCGGCGGCGGUCUACGAUUACAGCUUUUUCCUGCGACGGCGUGCUGGGAGGUAAUAUUCACAAACUA